Melanotaenia boesemani (Boeseman's rainbowfish) is the source of this 2841-nucleotide messenger RNA. RefSeq names its product spliceosome associated factor 1, recruiter of U4/U6.U5 tri-snRNP (gene sart1). The transcript has a single exon. The record is from RefSeq and is a predicted model, not a curated record. NCBI's taxonomy places the organism in Eukaryota, Metazoa, Chordata, Actinopteri, Atheriniformes, Melanotaeniidae. Gene Ontology annotation, biological process: mRNA cis splicing, via spliceosome; maturation of 5S rRNA. The coding region runs from base 347 to 2662 and encodes 771 amino acids. Gene Ontology annotation, cellular component: U4/U6 x U5 tri-snRNP complex.
CACUCUUCGUUCGUUGGACUGUCGAGCUUCGAAGAACGUGGGGUUAUAAUUGUAAAGUGGGAAAAAGAACAUCGACGUAGUACUUUCAAGAUUGUACUUGUCCUCAACUGAUGCUUGAUUUCGAUGGGAAGAACAGAUUUUUUUUCGAAAUGAGUGAGUUAUGUCGUUGGCAACAACUUAGCAUCCAAAGCUAAUUAGCUAGUUAGCAAGAGAAAAGCUAACUACAAUUCUCCAUUAGCUCAUAGAGACUGUGUCAGCAAGUACGCCGUUUGGAUUUUUUUCCUCUGCUUUUUCUUUAAAUUAACAUUGUUGUAAACAAAACAGUAAAAGAAGAAUCAGAAAGAAAAUGGGCUCUUCCAAGAAACAUAAGGAAAAGAGUCGCGACAAGGACACCGAGGAGCGCCGUCGCGAACAUAAGAAACAUCGCCACAAGGACCGCGAUGCUUCAGAUCGAGAUGCGACACGGGAUAAAGAUAAGCGAAAACGCUCCAGGUCCAGGGAAAAAACUAGACGGGAGAGCCGCGGCAAAGGCGAAAGAAGCAGCGACGAGCCACGAGUGAAGAAGGAGAAAGUAGAUACUGGAUACGAGGAAAGCAUUACAGAAGGUCAACCUCAGAGUUCAAGCGGAGAUGCAUCUCUCAGCAUCGAGGAAACAAACAAACUUAGGGCUAAGCUGGGUCUGAAGCCCCUGGAAUUAAAUGAGAACAAGAAGGAGCUUGGGACCAAAGAGGACCCAAUGGUGGCCGAGACUAUCAAUCCUGUUCUCAUCCAGCAGCAGAAAGAUGUGAGAGAGAAACUUGCAGCUGCGAAAGAAAAGCGCCUUCUCAACCAAAAACUAGGAAAAAUCAAAACUCUAGCUGACGAUGACUGGCUUGAUGACACAGCUGCUUGGGUUGAAAAAAGCAGAAAGCUGUCAAAAGAAAAAGAAAUGGCAGAGAAGAGAGCCAAACUUUUGGAGGAGAUGGACCAAGAAUUUGGUGUCAGCAGUCUUGUGGAGGAGGAGUUUGCUCAAAGUAAACAGGAUUCAUAUACAUCCCGGGACCUAAAGGGUCUCAAAGUGCAGCACAAAGUGGAAUCUUUCAGUGAGGGCUCAACUGUUAUCCUGACCCUACAAGACAAAGGUGUGCUUGAAGAGGAGGAAGAUGUGCUUGUAAAUGUAGGACUUGUGGACAAGGAAAAAGCAGAAAAGAAUGUGGAGUUGAAAAAGAAAAAGCCUGAUUACAAGCCCUACGAAGAGGAGGAGAGCGUGGAUGACAUGGUUACGUUUAAGCCUCGUUCUGUUCUGUCAAAGUAUGAUGAGGAAAUUGAAGGCGAAAAGAAGAAAAGCUUCUGUUUGAGCACAGGGGGAUUUGCUGAUGGGGAACGAGAAAAGGAACUCCAGGCUAUGAGAGAAAUGCUGCGAAAUCAGGCCCAGACAUUGGAAAUGCCUGCUCUCGCCAUUGCCUCUGAGUAUUACACACCCCAGGAAAUGGUGGGCUUUAAAAAGACAAAACGUCGUGUGAAGAAAAUCAGGAAGAAGGAGAAGCAGACAAUUGUGGAUGAACUUGUUGAUGACACGCGUAGCUCUGAUUUUGGCUCCAGAUCACGUGGUCGAGGCCGCAAACAGGCUGGUGAUGAUGAUGGAGAAGUACAGGAGGAGGAGGAAGGCAAAUGGCCACAUGAAGUCCCCCAAAUGUCUGAUGACAUUAGGAUGGCAGAAAUGGAAAUGAGUGAUGAUGAGGACUUUGCACCUCUUGAUCCAGCUGUGAUUGAAGAGGAUGAGGCAGAGCAGGAGCUCCAAAAACAGCUGGAGAAGCAGAGAAAACUGAGGCAAAAGCAGCUUCUCAAAGACUCUGGGGAGAAGGUGGCAGAGCAGGUGAAAGGGAUGGUUAAAGGUGAUGAUGACAAUGACCCUGAGAAGAAAAACAACAUUGUUUUCAAUGCAACCUCAGAGUUUUGCAGAACUCUGGGCGAUAUUCCAACUUAUGGACUGUCAGGAAACAGAGAGGAUCAAGAAGAUAUUAUGGACUUUGAGCAGGAGGAAGAGAAGGAUGAUGCUGGAGAUGCAGACUCCGAAAUGGAUGAGAAUAUUGGCUGGAGCACAGUUAACCUGGAUGAGGAGCAAAAACAGCCAGAUUUUUCCACCGCUUCUGCCACCAUUUUGGAUGAAGAACCCAUUGUUAACUCUGGCCUUGCAGCUGCACUACUGCUGUGCAAAAAUAAAGGUCUGCUGGACACUCAGAUGCAGAAAGUAGCUCGUGUCAAAGCACCUAAGGGUUCUCUGCCCAAUGACAACUACUGCAUUGAGGACAAGAUGGGCUUUGAUGACAAGUACAGCCGCAGAGAAGAAUAUAGAGGCUUCACACAGGAUUUCAAAGAAAAGGAUGGAUACAAGCCGGAUGUCAAGAUUGAGUAUGUAGAUGAGUCUGGGCGGAGACUCACUCCAAAAGAAGCUUUUCGACAGCUUUCACAUCGAUUCCACGGGAAGGGGUCUGGAAAGAUGAAGACAGAGAGGAGAAUGAAAAAGCUGGAAGAAGAGGCACUGCUGAAGAAGAUGAGCAGCAGCGAUACUCCUCUUGGGACUGUGGCGUUGCUUCAAGAGAAACAGAAAUCCCAGAAAACACCAUACAUUGUGCUUAGUGGGAGCGGGAAAAGUAUGAAUGCAAACACCAUCACUAAAUAAGUACCGAGGAAGUGAUUACUGUGUGUAAUAUAGAAACAAACACAUGCAUAGAUAUAAAGUUGUCUAAACCCAUUUUAAGAUGAUUGCUUAAAUUUCCUGUCUUAGUUGAUACAAGUUUCAUUGUGUUAAAGAAUUGUUCAAUAAAAUCAGUGUAGGUGUAAAAAUGGUUUCAUUUUUUU